Molecule: messenger RNA, 7798 nt
Organism: Paramuricea clavata
Lineage: Eukaryota; Metazoa; Cnidaria; Anthozoa; Malacalcyonacea; Plexauridae
Source: the annotation of a GenBank genome assembly
CAACACCUUGGCCAAGACAGUUCUUUACGAUAUCAGUCUUCGCAGAAAGCUAGGAAUGGCUAACCUUUCCCUUCUGUUGGUUUUACAAGUCGUCCUCUUUGCGAAUGGUGUAAUGUAAGUUUCCUUGCUGUUUCCAGUAUAAAAUAGCAAUCUUUAUUUUAAUACCUUUUGCAGCUUGUACAGUUGUGGAGUCAUUAUACUCGCAAUCUAUACUGUGUGUACAGUGUACAUUUUGUACCUCAAUGAUUAUCAUACAUAUUUCUUUAAAACUAAUCAAUUCAUUCAUUUUAUUUGUAGUUCAAUACAUGUUCGUCCUUCAAAAUUUGACUUUGGCCAUUUGGCCCGCGAGCUAGAUGAACAAGAUAUCUUCGGACAAGAUGAAAGAGGGGUACCACAUCUUGACUUAGCAAAGUUCUUCGAUAGAAUAAACGACUUUGCAGACCAAUCAGCGAUGAAGAAAGAAAUUGAAGAGGACUCGGAAUAUCAUCCAUGGAAGAAAGAAGACGUGGAGAAGCUCACCAAUCUCGCCAUGAACGAUGAGAAUGUGGUGUCAGAAGCUCCAACAGAAUGUAAGUAAACUUUAUCAAUAUUCGAUUUCUAUGUUCAGAAUAUAAAUGUUACAGUGUUGCAACAGUAGGUAUGCCUAAAACUGCAUCCAGUUGUUUUAUAUUUUGAUAUUAUGAAUACAGUGUGAUAUAUAGCUUUUAGCUUUAUUACGUUUGUAAGACCAAAAGAAGCCACCGACGCCUAAUUAGCAUCGACUCAUGCGUUCAUACGUGUAACUAUAGAAGUGCAGGAAAUGAUAUGAAAUGAUAAUAAUGAAGGCCUUUUUGCCUUGAGUGUAAAUUUGAUACAUUUAUUAGACCUAACUCGGAGCAGCUGCGAAAUAUGCAACUAUACGCCAUCUGGCAUGAAUCGAACCUGCGGUCCUGCGAUUCUGGUGCAGCGCACUAUUCACUAACCAACAGAUCCAGUUGUCGACCUUAAACCACAAGUUCAUGUACAUAUACAGCUAUUUCAAUUAAGGUUGUCAUGUUAAUUGUACAUUCCAAGGCGCGAACAGCAACAUUUUUUCUAAUUGUUAUUUUUAGCUGUUUAUGGUAGCCUAUGACCAUAGCUCCUUUUUGUUUUUCUUGCAAUUCCCAGGGAUAUACAUGAUUUGUAAUACAUUUCAUGCACCCUAUAAAAUAUCUUAUUCCAUUAAACUCGAGCGAUAUGUUAAUAAGCGUAGCUUAUUCCCAAUAUACUUUUGGUGCUUGGAUUGUACAUUUGACUAUUAUUUGCUUUUGACAACCUUAAUUGUAGCCUGUAUAUACUAACUAAAGGUGAUGCCAAUGAGGAUUUUGGGCAUCUGAAAAUGUAUAUUAAAAUUUAUCCUAAUAAAGACUAUCUCAUAUUAUUGACAAAUUCGUAUUUGUCAGUGAUUCGUAUGAGGUAUUGAUUUUGACUGAGGUUGAACGCACUUCCCCCCACUCCACCCCCUGCCCUCCGAAAGAAAAUAAUCUUUGGUGGCAAUGUUCCAGCAAGAAUCAGUCGUAAAGGGCAACUAAUUUGUGGUCACAAGUCGCAGUCAUUAACUCGUCAUCCGGUCAGUCUAAUAUCAGACUAUCUGAUAUUUAUCAACACUCGUGGAAAUUGGGAAAACGAGAAAUUGUGUGGAAACACGACGCCCGAAGGACGGAGUGUUUUCACACAAUUUCGAGUUUUCCCAUUUUCCACGAGUGUUGAUAUAACUAUAUAUCAAUACGGAAAAAAGUUUUAUAUUUGUUUUAUAAUAUAGCACAAAGAAACAUAAAGAAAGAAAUUUUCCGACGUUUCCGUGUUGACAUUGAGUUAUAUCAACACGGCUCUUAGCCAAUCAGCGUACAUAAUUUACAAAUGCUAUAUUAUAAUAACAUUUAUUUACAUGACAUUUUUUAUUAUAUAAAUUACUUGCUUACAGUACAAUGAGAACACGAACUAACUUUGUAUAUGCUGGUUAUUUGCAAUAAGUUAAAAAAUUGCAUCAAUGGUUAUGAUUAGUCAGCUUUUAAAUCCCAUGGGCAUGCACUAUAACUUUGCUUAAUAGAGUUAAUUUCUUUUAUGUCAUAAUUGGCAUUUUGAAACUAAUUCAUCUCUCAGGAAGUUGCAUCUUUGGCGCUCAUGCAGAAAUAAUAAAAUUCUAGAGCAUUAAUUGUAAUGAUAGUCAAUCCAGACUGAUUUUUAUGAAACUUGUGCACAGUACCAUCCAAUGGCAUCACCUCGUCGAAUCACUCAACCGUACUGUUGAAUGUUCAUGUGCAAAAUUGCAAAAGACUUCAUCACGAUUAUAUCGUCUCAACAUAAAUUCGUAGCUCAGUAUAUGACACUUUGAAAUUUACCGAGUUUCCUGCAGACCAUAUCUCGAUAUGACCAUAGGGCGGAGUUUGCUUCGUUGGCCAUUGGCACGUUCAAAAUGCUGUCAUUUUUCAUCAUUCAAAACGGAAAAUCCUCAAUUUUUUCCACAAGAAAGAGUAAAACAGUUAAGAUUGUCGACAGAACAAGGAAAAAAACUUGAAGGCAUUUCAAUUGAAGCUAUAUAUUCGGUAUAUGAUGAAAUAACAACUGUUCUUGGUUUUUGCACAUGAAGUUAGCCCCCAUUAGCAAGCUUAGAAAUGUCCCUUUCGUUUGACUAAAUAUCCCGCCUCUAUUCUGCCGCCUCUAUUCUUUUUAUAAUCUCUGUGAUAUCACCACUCUACAGGGUGUCUAAAAAGAGGAUCAUUUAGAAAUUUAUCGUAUUGUUAUAAUUCGACUGCCUGAGCCUAUGUCUAUGCUGAACCCACGGAUGUGUAAAUUUUGACAGCUUGCAUAUAUUAAAAAAGGAGACCUUUAGAUAUUAAAGUAUCCUUGUUAAGCACAAGAUUUUCUGCUCCUGGGAAUUUAAAAUUUGGUUUAGAAAACGCGAGAAAUGCAGUCCUAGAGCUUCAAAAAUGUAAAAAAUUUCAGACCCCCCUUUUCUUCCGAAACUUAGUAUGACAGUGCAAAUCAAUCACAAAAAGCUUUAUCAAUAAUUAUUACAUAUCAGGCCGUAAAUUUGUAACGUUGAAGUUCAAAUUUCAGGUGAAAUCCUCCGACAUGCAUCCCCUCCCCCCCCAACAGCACCUAAUUCAUAUGUUGAACGAAACCAAAAACUUUCAAAUAACUCCAUGCAUAAAAUUCGAUUGAAUUGUGUUUACGCACCCACGGGUUCAGUAUAGUACUCAGGCAUUCAAAUUAUAACAAUAAAGUGAAUUUCUAAAGGUCUCCUUUUUUGACCUAAUUUUAUGCAGGACUCUAAUUCUCUAAACAUAUAUGAAAUAUGUUUUUCGGAUAUUCUGAUUGAUUGAUUGAUUGAAAUGCUGUUGUGAAAGUAUUUUAAAAAUUAGGUGCACGUUUUGUCUAAAAUUGAAAAUAGGGAGACAGUCUUUUAGUUGCCAUUGAACAAAAACCCGAUAUUCAAACAUAAUUAUUUUAUCUUAGUAUUGGAAGAAUUGAUGGACAACAAUGUCAUAAACAAGGCUUUGUCUAUAGCUGGACAGACGCAGAAGGAAGGUGAGAUCAAUAUACAACUAAUCCAUGCAGUUUUGCCUAGCUUGCAUUAUAGCAAGAUAGCUUGCAGAUGAAAACAGCACUAGGCUUGUGCAAGUAUUUAUAGAGGUAUUUACUUAUAGGAAUUACGCCUGGUGUUGUAUUUAGGAGCUUAUAAUUAUGUAUUGCGGGAUGAAUGUCGGAUGAAACGAGGAUGAGUGUGCAUAAGAGUUAGCAAUCACGCGACCUUGGUUACCGGUUCUUAAUGGACGAGUUAUAAAUUGCGUUUCCCAAACGAAGUUUGGCAUCGCUUUAUAUUUGUUGCGUGAGUUUGUUAACCUGUUAGUUUGUUAGUCUGUUAAUUUAUUAGUCUGUUAGUUUGUCCGGAAUCAUAAGCAUUGGUCUUCGCGCGAGAGAACCAGAGAGGUGUCUGGUUAUGAAACUUUGAGCAAUGCUUGGUAUGCCUUAGUUUGGUACAUUCCAUUUUCGUGAUUCGGUGUGAAUUGAUAAGUUGAAAAAAAGAAAUCAAAUUAGGUCAGCGGCAAUAAUUGGUGGUCCCAUCGUUGUCAUGUCCUAUGUGUAAACUUUGCGCAGAUCGAGCUCUUUAGACUAUAUGCCACCUAGCUGAGAAGUUUUGUUCUGUUCUCUCAUUUUAACCCCUUAAUUUUACAGCCUUUUUUAUCAAUUAAUUUAAUAAAUAAUGUAUUUAAUUUAAACUUUAGAUGAAUGCCCAGUUGGUACAAUAUACACUUAUAUGAGGAGUGGUAAAUUGAAGAAAUGUUUCAAUUUGACCAUUGCAAAGAUUGUAGUCAGACUUCUGAAAUACAAACUGACUUCACCAUUGGAAAAUCCGCCUGAAUUCCCGACAGAGACAAAUAAUUUGAUCGAAGCAAUAGCAGCUCCCGUACUGAAUCAGCCGUCUGCUCUAGUUGUCGUAAAUAGUUUGAUUGAAGGCUUGAAAACCUACAAUAUUAAGAAUCCAUUCACGCUUACAUGGCCAUUUUUAUGGCUAGGCAAUGCUUUACGAAAUAAACAGCUAUCACUCCAAUAUCUUGCACCUGGAAACGUGCCAAACUUGACUACCUAUGAUGGAUACGCGGCGUUCUUGGAUGAAUAUAGAGAAAAACAAAGAGUAAGAUCACUUUUUGAUCAUAUUUACAUGAUCAAAACGUUGAUUACGUUGAUCAUAUUUACAUGCUAAUUUGCGCUACAUAAGUUUUAAUUAUUAUUAUUAUUCAACAUACCAUGGAGUUUUCUUGAUGCUGAGUGUAUAGUAAUACCACAACGGGCAGGCUGAAAAGUUAGCCUGACCACGGUGGGAAUCGAACCCACUUCCUGUGGGAUACUAGUGUGUAAACUAGUAUCCCACAGGAGUUAUGGAAUGGAAUUUUGAAACUUUGGGACCCGGUGUGGAUAUACACUCAGAGUAACAUCAAAAACAUUAUAUUCACCCGAGUACAUAACAUCAAAAAACACACACAAAAAUAUCAUACCAUGUAGUUGUUUUAUUUUUGUGACCGUUUUGUGGAAAAUAACAGCUGGUAUAUUCUAUUUUUUAUUUUCUAUAGAAAAGAAUUAUAUUUAUCACCAUGACAAUUCCUGCAAGGAACCUAUCCCAUGCAUCCUAAUUUGACUUUCGUUCCUUCGUCUUAAUUUCAGGGAAAACUAUUUGGUAUCUUCCCGGUGAAGAAUUUUAUCCACUAUCCGUUGGUGGAGGACCCAUCCUUUGAAGACAUCACCUGGUCAAACAGAUGGCAGAGUGACGAGGUGUUCACGCAGCAAAGAUUGGCAGGAUUAAACCCGAUGUCUUUGAGAAUCCUGUCCUUGAAUGGUAUGGAAUAUUCAAUAUGAAAUAUUCCAAUGUUCAAAAUGUUGUCUUAGGCAAUAUUCCAAUGUUCAAAAUGUUGUCUCAGGCUUUUUACCUCACCCGUAUAGAUGUGUAUAACACAUUCAUAAUUUACAUUUAUACAAAUAUAUGUCACCAUUGUAAGCCCUGGACGAACCAGAAAUUAAACAUGCAUUGUUACAUAAACAUUUGAAAAUUAUGAUAAUUCUCCGUUUGUCUACCUGGACAAAAAGACAUUGUUGAAAGUUUUUAUGUUUCCGCCGUUUGCGGUCUUGGAAGCAUUGUUGCAGAGACAAGAUCUUCGUCCUACUAGCAAAAAUGUCCCUAAACAAAUUUAAAAACAUAUUUUGAUUCCAAGUUUUAUUUUCGCCGCUGAACGGUUGCUGUAAGAAAUUCUUGUUUGUCCAAUUUGGAUGAACAUGCAAAUAGUCGGUCUCUACAAAAAUAUUUGCCUAACUGCAGAGAUUUAGCAUUCGUUUCUUAAUUUGGUACCAUUUGUUUUUAAUUUUAGAUUCGAUUAUGGAUUCCUUUAACCAGUCUUUUAACUGGGACGAAGCAAUGAGAGAAGUUUCAGGCAUUUCCUUUAAUGAGGUGAAAUGAAAAAGAGGGUGAACGUUCUUGUGUUGGGUACACCAUGAUUGGACAUUCGGUGUUAUAUCUAUGCAUGUUUUGUCAAGUGUACGCUUUCUUUCCUGCCUUGAGUAUAUUUUGGCAUCUCACUAUAAACAUCCUGUGGCGAUGCUGCAAUUUUGUCAUGCAUGUAAACAAAUGGCUGCAGUGCAUCAUGGGACUGAAGACAUAUUUAUUUGCAAACGUUGCAGAUAAACUAAAUGUCUCUUACAUAAUUAACAAUUCUUCUUGAUGUUUUUGACUGCCGGUUUUGACGAGAAUAAUGAAUUAGCAGGUAUUCUGCUCUCAGUGUAGGUUAUAAAAUUACUCUCUUUGAAUUAUUCGCCUUUGUCGAACACCAUAGCACCUUUAAAUUAAGGAGGAAAAAAUUACACCACUAAUACGCGCUUUAUUUUUAGAUGGUUAACAGUGGAAAAGUUUUUGUUCUGGAUUAUCCAUUACUUCAAGGUAUUACCAACAUUGAAGAUAUAGAAGUGAAUGAUCCAAACCGCAGACCAAUGAGGAAAACAGUCAGCCCGAUUACCGUGUUUGCCUCAGUGCCUGGUAACAAUGCUUAUACUGGAAAGAGCGAGAAUACUUUAAAACCUGUGGCAAUUCAGAUGGACAUGAAUAAAGGUAUGGUGGAGGUCAUUGUCUUUGUAAUUUAUUUUCUGCCUGAGGCAGGACAGAUGUUCUACCUUUGCAUGAAAAUGUGUGCUCGUUGGUCCAUCAAUAUCACUAUAAAAGUUAUAAGAAAUAGAGAAUCUCUAUCAAUUCUCAACUUUUAUCAAGAAUAUGAUUACAGCAGAGUGGUAGCUAACUGGGUGGGCCGGCACUCGUGAAAAUUCGUUAAAAAAGGAGUCUGCAACGAAGCAUACGCUUUGAAGAGUGCUGGAAUAUAGACAAAAUAAUCAAAACAGCAUAUUUGGCUGUGUACCGGAUGACUAUAUCAUGCGUCCUUUAUCGCAUCACUUCGUUCGACACGUUCCAAGAAAAAUAGUGAUUUCUUCAGCCCGGAUGAUCUAGAUGAAAUUGUUCGCAAUUUCUUUUGAACUAGUUCAGUGACUAAAGAAGAGUCGACUAUUACAAGAAUGCCUUGCCUUGUUUUAAUCCGCUUUCUGACAAACUCUUUUCAAACCUAUUUUGUGACGCACCUCAAAUACCUACACUUACGUACUUUAAUAAAUUUGGAAAACAAGGGGCGCACAAAGACCGCCUAGUUAGUUGGUAGGCAAAGACGAUCAUAGAGAAAGUGAUAGUAUUUUCGCAUUGGAAUGUAUAUCUUUAUAAGAUAUAAUAGCAAUGAUACUAGCAAUUCCACUGGUCCAGGUAAAGGUGGACGUUACGUCCAACCUUCCCUGAGAUUUCAGCGCCUCUGUGGAAAACACACUAUAAGUUUUUCACCCACAAAUUGUUUCACCCACAAGCUUUUCUCAAAUUACUUUCAAUGAUGCAGAUGCUGCUGUUCUGACACCGAAUAAUGGCAGUAAAUGGCUGAUGGCAAAAGAAGAAGUUCAACGUGCAGACAUUGUCUAUGUGGAAAUAAUUGAGCAUCUUUUAAAAACACAUCUUCUUAUGCAACCAAUUUGCACCAUCAUGCACCGAACAUUUUCCAAGUUGCAUCCUUUGUAUCAAUUAUUCCACCCACAUUGCAAAUACCUUGCUGUUACUAACAGUGUCGGGGUUCCUGCUCUCUUUGAUGAAAAUGAAUAUCUUCAUAUUCUCUUCUCUAUUGGUAAUACCGGCUCCAUCAAUCUCCUCAACAAAGGAUACAAAGAAAUGACGUGGGAGGAUACAAAUUUCGAGGAAAAUCUUAAG